UGUAGGCAACCAUUUGCCGUCAACACUGCUGAGUAGCUGCGAACUGGCUUUUUGACACAAGACAUAGGAUAUGCUGCCUACCUUGUCUUCUAUCUAUCUUGGUUAAAUUUUCCUAGCAAUGGUUUAAUACCAAUACCUGUAUAAAACUGACUCGUUAGUCCUAAGCUUGUGCUCCUGGAGGGCCGCAAUGUCAGUGACAGUACACACCAACGUGGGCGAUCUGAAGAUAGAGCUCUUCUGCGAGCAGGCCCCUCGUGCAUGCGAGAACUUCCUAGCCCUCUGCGCCAGCAACUACUACGACAAUGUGCACUUCCACCGCAACAUCAAGGGUUUCAUGAUCCAAGGAGGCGACCCCACUGGCACUGGCAAAGGCGGGCGCUCCAUCUACCCCACCCCCACCGGCAAGUUCCCCGAUGAGAUCAGCGACGCACUCAAGCACAGCAAGCGAGGCAUCGUAUCCAUGGCCAACUCCGGACCCAACACCAACGGCAGCCAGUUUUUCGUGACGUACAAGGCGCAUGCGCACCUCAACGGGAAGUACACGGUGUUUGGCCAGGUGAUUGACGGCAUGGACACACUCGACCGCAUGGAGAAGGUCCCCACGGAUGAGAAGGACCGUCCCAAGACGGACAUCAAAAUCAACAAGGUCACCAUCCAUGCAAACCCCCUGGCUGGGUAGCAUGCGGGGCGGUGGUCGCCGCAAGCACGCACGGCCGGAGCCGCCUAGCCCCGUGUACGGCAGGAAGGCGUACGACAUACGCUUGAGGAUGUCGCAUGCGUGACAAGUGGGCUCUACCUGUCUACGCACUAGCGACCCUACCCGCGGGGGUGCUUUACCCCCCGCACGUGUAGUCGCGCUUGCAGCAGCAGCAGCAGCGGAGGGCUGGGGUGCAGUCUUAGGAGGCUGCUUCCGCUGCCCGGCUAAGUAAGGUCACAGCAUGUUGCUUGUCCCGGUGCGGCUGCUGGCUUUGCGGAGGCCUAACAGAGUUGGCACUGCUGCAGCAGCACUCCUGCAGCAGCCAUGGAAAGGGGAACCGACGGGUGACAGCAUGGCAGCAGCAGCAGGAGGAGGAGGAGGUGGCUGGUGAAAGAAGUGCACCGUGCCUGAUAGGAUAACAGCGUGGGAUCAAACGAUUUAGGGGGAUUGUUGCAGUUAUUGUUUCUAAUGCGGAUUGUACUGCUGUCGCGUUGAUUGGUGUACCGCGCUCUGGAGGGGAACACGGCACGGGUCCUCGACGUUGGCAGCUGCGCGGUCUUCCUAAGGCUUAGUCUUGUUUGGGUCUAUUGAAGCCGCAGCUGCAGCAUCUACGAGGAGGAAAGAGAGCAAGGAGGUGGGGGCGCACGAGUAGUGUGUGAGGAAUCGGGCAGCGGGGGACGAGGCCUUGGGGGCAUAGGCUUUGCACGGAGAGAAAAAGCGCUGUCGCUGCAUGCACUCCAAGGGGGUAAUCCUGCACAUUGUUGACGAGGCCUUUUCAUUUAACCAGCUCGGCUGGUUUCCGUCUUUUAAUUUGCGGACCAAGAAGCAUGUAGGAAGCACGUUUGGAAACGCUGGUGGAAAAUGGGAAUAAAACACGCGAACAAGCAUCCAAAUGUUCCAAAUAUUGCUGCGUUCCUUGUUCCCUUUCAUUGACAGGAAACAGAAGAGGAGUGCACCGGUAGGGGACAUUGAAUGGGCCUUGCACGCCAAUUCACUCUCUUUUGGUUUUGACACAUCAUAAACCAGAACAUACGAAAGGCAAAUGGGAGCCAGGUGUAAGCUCGACUACAUCCCCUGUAAUGAAUGUCACGUGAG
Messenger RNA from Astrephomene gubernaculifera, 1792 nucleotides. The record is from the annotation of a GenBank genome assembly. NCBI's taxonomy places the organism in Eukaryota, Viridiplantae, Chlorophyta, Chlorophyceae, Chlamydomonadales, Astrephomenaceae.